This is a messenger RNA of Syngnathus typhle (broad-nosed pipefish), 2155 nucleotides long. RefSeq lists its product as uncharacterized. NCBI's taxonomy places the organism in Eukaryota, Metazoa, Chordata, Actinopteri, Syngnathiformes, Syngnathidae. Bases 518 to 2107 code for a protein of 529 amino acids. The transcript is spliced from 6 exons. The record is from RefSeq and is a predicted model, not a curated record.
CGAUAUGAAAUAAACAGGUUGUAGGCUUGAAGUUUGCAUUUAUAGAUGGUCCAUUAUUGUGAAAAGUCGUUUAAAAAAAAAAGAUCGAAAAAACUUGCACUUGAUUUUCUUUUUUUCCCUUUUUUUUAUUAUUUUGCAGUAAACCUGUUCAAUAACCACCAAAGGUGAAAAGGACUUAGCAAAAUAAAAUAGGCCUACAGAGUUUUUGUUUAUUUUUAAAAAGAAAGAAAGGGCGCCAGAAUUCAAACUGAUUGUUUGAAUCUUGACGAGGCGUCCAAUCAGCGCCUUGCACUUGGCUCCGCUACCAGUGGACGAAGCAACGAACGGUUACGGCAGCAGCACCACAACGUCGAAACUUUCUCUACUCUCAUUUUGGAUUUUGCUCAUUUUCAGCAUCUUACUACGGGGGAUGACCCAAUUUCUUGCGGACCAGAAAGAACCCCUGAAAGCUACAAGUCAGCAGUGGAUCAGUUACAAGCUGAAGGCGUGGCGGAUGUUCAUGGAAUAAAGUUCAGAUAUGGCUGAAUCAGAGAUACAGACGAUAAGUAGUGCAAUUGCUGCCGUGCUUCCAGACCUUCCUCAAGCAGUUCUUAGUUCAGUGGAAGAUACAUUGAAGGGAUUUGGUGCUGAGACCAUAGAUGAUCUGCAGUACAUUACAGAAGGAGACUUGCUGCCAGUGUUGAAGCCAGUCCAAGCCAGAAGACUUGUUGCUGCUUGGGCCCAGAACAACUCAAGCACUACAACUGCAGCAUUUUCCUCUCCACUGUCCGUCUGUUCCUCUCCACCUUCAGUCUCUCCCUCACCAUCCUCCUCCUCAAUCACCUCAUCCCCCUCAGGUAACUGUUCCACUUUUGUGGCAAACUGGGUAGAGACAUUCCAGAUACCAUGGCAGAAGCUCCCUGAAGAGUUAGUGCAGAGUUUAGAAAGGAAGGUGAGACCUAGUCCGCGGCUGCGGCGAGAGAUGGUAAGGAUAGUGGUUUCUGAGAUCAUGAAGAUGUGUAAUAAUCCAACCAAACACAACACUACAGAGAUAGGCAAAAGAAUGGUGGCCAAGUAUCCAGAAGCCCUCCAAGAUGUCAUAGAGGGUGAUGUCAUUGGACCUGGAUAUCAUUCACUGGUAAAGCAACUCCAAGCACGAGUUGAAAAUGUGAAACGACCCAACACACCAAAAAUAAGAAAACGCAAGGUUGCACCAGAUGAGUCUGAUACUGAAGAAAUUCCAGCUGAACAAAAAGCCAGAGUUCAAGACACAUAUGGCUGUAUAAACUGGGAGCCGAAAUAUUUGCCACUCUCUGAGACUAUGGAGAGUCAGCAAGAAAAAAAAACCAAGAUGAAGGAGAUGUUUGAAGAGAUGGACUUCAAUGCAGACAAUGUGAAAAAGUUAAUACAGUCCACCUAUUACACACAGCGUAAAGACAUCAACAAGGGGACAAGCAUUCAGAAACUCAGCCAAGAGUGGCCCUUUUUGUUCAAGGAAGCUGGUAUGGUAGCACACUUCCAAGAACUUACUGGUCUGAGUCUAAUGGAUACUUUCCUUGGCAAUGUGGAGAAAAAAGGAAGACGCCUCUUAAACUUCUUCAAGAAUGUUGAUGCACAAAAACGCAAACAAGUCCUGGAUGCUCUUCUCAAGUUUCAGACUGAGCUAGGCCAUUUGGAUGGUUGCUCACAAGACCUUGUAAAGAUGGUACUUCUUUUACUGGCUCACUUUGGUGAGAAGGAGGAGAACCUGCUCCAAUACGUUGAGGAGACAUGCCUGGCCCAAGAGGUUCAGAUAGAGAAGUUGCCAGCAACACCCUGCAUAAUUGUGUGUGGGUCCUGUUGCUUUUCUGCUGACACAUUCAUGUUGAGCAUUGACCAAAAGGUUGUCAACGACCACAUCACUUCCUUCACCUCUGCCGUUUGCCUGCUGUUUGGGAGUUUCUAUUGCUUCAACAUACACUACCCAGUGGAACUACGAUCAACACUAGAGUUUCUCCAAAGGUGUUUCUUCUCAAUAAAUCCUGAGAGAGGCACCAAGGUCGAGUGGAAUAAAAAAAAGAAAGUACUCUCAGUCAAUCCUAGAGUCCUCACUCUGAUUGCAGACCUCGCAGACCAUGAGUGGAGAUAGACACACACACCCUAUUAACCCUUUAGGGACAAGUGGUUAAGGUAUGAG